Trichomycterus rosablanca is the source of this 2539-nucleotide messenger RNA. RefSeq names its product NOC2-like nucleolar associated transcriptional repressor (gene noc2l). Gene Ontology annotation, biological process: negative regulation of transcription by RNA polymerase II; ribosomal large subunit biogenesis. Gene Ontology annotation, cellular component: Noc2p-Noc3p complex; nucleolus; Noc1p-Noc2p complex. Gene Ontology annotation, molecular function: transcription corepressor activity; histone binding. The record is from RefSeq and is a predicted model, not a curated record. The coding region runs from base 19 to 2244 and encodes 741 amino acids. The transcript has 19 exons. Lineage: Eukaryota; Metazoa; Chordata; Actinopteri; Siluriformes; Trichomycteridae.
ACCACGUUGGGAUUCAGCAUGGCAUCCAAAAGCAAGAGGAAGUUGGAGGAUCUCAGUGUGGACGAGUUCCUGCUGUCUGGACUUGAUUCUUAUGAGGGUGAAGAAUCUGAAGAUGAAGAUUCAGUUGAAGAGAAUGGAACAGAUGAGCCUGCAUCUCAAGAGGAUAUCAAGAAAAAAGGCAAAGCAUCUGAACACAAAAACCAGCUCGUCAAGCUCAAGGGCAGCGAUCCAGAGUUCUACAAGUUCCUGCAGGAGAACGACCAGAAACUUCUCAAUUUCGAUGAUUCUGAUAGUUCAGAAGACGAGGACGAGAAAAAAUACCACAAACUCCCCUCUCAACUAAAGGCUGCAAGCUCAGAUGAAGAGGAGGAAGAUGAUGAGGCACAAGGAAAAGAGGAGGAAACAGCAAAAAAAUCUGCAAAGAAGGCUACAAAAGUUACAACCAAAAUGAUUGAGCAGUGGAAAAACGAGCUCAAGAAAGAUCCUAAUGCACGUUUGAUAAGAAAUAUCAUCCAGGCCUUUAAAGCUGCAGUGGCAACUACAAAAGGAGAAGGGCAGAAUGAGUGUCGUUACUCUGUGGCAGACAGUUCAGUAUUCAAUGCACUGAUCCUGUUCUGCCUGAAGGAUAUGCAGAACGCUAUGAACAAACUGUUAAAUCUCAAAGCACUGGAGAAAGAUCACAAGAAAUUAAUAUUGCCAUCCUCGAGUCCUCGGUGGCAGAAGAAUCAGAUUGAUGUUAAAAUGUACCUGGGUGGACUAGUCCAGCUUCUCUCCAGUCUCACCCAGGCUACAGUUAUAGCUGCUGUUCUACGCCACACCAAUCAGAUCGUGCCGUACUUCCUGUGUCUGCCUAAACAGGCCCGACAGUUGCUGAAGCAACUAAUAAAGCAGUGGAGCACUGGGGAGGAGACAGUGCGCGUCCUGGCAUUCCUGGUUCUCAACAAAAUUUGCCGUCACAAACAGAACGUGUACCUAAACACCGUCCUCAAGCAAAUGUACAUCGCUUACGUCCAGAACUGCAAGUUUACCUCUCCAAAUGCGCUGCCUAUUAUAAACUUCAUGCAGCGCACAUUGGCGGAGAUGUACUCUUUAGAUACACAAGUCUCCUACCAACAUGCUUUCAUCUACAUACGUCAGCUCGCAAUCCACCUCCGCAACGCCAUGAACAUGAAGAAGAAGGAGACGUAUCAGUCCGUGUAUAACUGGCAGUUUGUGCACUGUCUGUAUUUGUGGUGCCGUGUGUUGAGCAUCAUCUACCCGAGCGAAGUACUCGAGCCCCUGAUCUACCCCCUCUGCCAAGUCAUCGUCGGCUGCAUCAAGUUGGUGCCUAUCUCGCGGUACUAUCCAUUGAGGUUACAUUGUGCCCGUGCUCUUAUCCUGCUUACUGGCAGCACCAAGACCUUUGUGCCAGUCCUGCCCUUUUUACUGGAGAUCCUGCAGCAAGAAGACUUCAACAAAAAGCCUGGUCGCAUGAGCGUUAAACCCAUUAACUUCGCCGUCAUCCUCAAACUCAGCAAGACCAACCUGCAGGAGAAAGCUUUCAAGGACGGUCUGAUCGAGCAGCUGUAUGACCUCAUACUGGAGUAUUUCCACACUCAGGCCAAUUCCAUCGGCUUUCCCGAGCUCGCUCUACCCACCAUCAUCCAGCUGAAAGCCUUUUUAAAGGAAUGCAAAGUGGCCAAUUACUGCAAGCAGCUCCGCCAGCUUCUGGAGAAGAUCCAGGAGAACUGCAGCCACAUCACAAGCCGGAGACAGAAAGCCGCUUUUGGCGUGGCCGACUCUACGGCGGUGGCAGCAUGGGAAAAACAGGUAACAGAAGAAGGAACUCCUCUCACCAAGUACUACAGCCAGUGGAGAAAGUUACGAGAGAAGGAGAUUCAGCUGGAGAUCUCUGGCAAGGAGAGGAUGGAAGAUUUGAAUUUCCCGGAAAUCAAGCGCAAGAAGAUCAGAGAAAAGAACGAAGACAAGAAAGAGUUCAAAGGUCUGUUCGAGUCGGACAGUGAUUCAGACAGUGGUGACCUCAUGUGCAAGCUAAAAGAUGAAGGACUGGAAGAUCUCUCAGACAUGAGUGGUGAUGAUGCCUCAGAGGGAGAGGAGGACUCGGAUGGCAGUGAAGAGGCUGAGGAAGAAGCUUCUGGCUCGAAAGGAAAAGCACCCAAGCAGGUGUCGAGCGUGAAGCUGCAGGAGCUGGCAGAAGGAGACGAGGAUAUGGUUGAAGACCUUGAGCUUUCAGACGAAGACUGAGGACCAGGGUGACUUGGCAAGCCGUUUGUCAAGAUGCAGUCAUGGCUUGUGUAAUGAAAGCUGAAACUGCUUUAUUGAUCUCUGAAUCUGACCCCUUACGCAGGUCAAAUAUGGAGUUUAACCUGGCAUUUGAAAAGUAAAGUCUCAGUUUUUCACUGGCAAACAGGAGAUGUUUGUAAAAUCCAUUGUUUAAAUCUCAGUAUAAAGAAUUUGUGAAUGUUUUUUAUAUUCUUCAUCUGUCAGCAGCCAAAUAUGUACUGUUUUUAAAAUAUAUUGUGAUGAUGUAAAAUGAAAA